Xenopus tropicalis (tropical clawed frog) is the source of this 1548-nucleotide messenger RNA. RefSeq names its product LDL receptor related protein associated protein 1 (gene lrpap1). Gene Ontology annotation, cellular component: endoplasmic reticulum. The transcript has 8 exons. NCBI's taxonomy places the organism in Eukaryota, Metazoa, Chordata, Amphibia, Anura, Pipidae. Bases 36 to 1082 code for a protein of 348 amino acids. The record is from RefSeq and is marked provisional. Gene Ontology annotation, molecular function: receptor antagonist activity; low-density lipoprotein particle receptor binding; heparin binding.
AUUAGUUCUCGCUACAAGCCGGUACAAUGUCAGGGAUGCGUUACUGCCUGUUCCUUGUUUGCUCCUCGGUGCUGCUCCUGCGGGCUCAGGCGGGGGAUGGAGCCGGGAAAUACUCCAGGAACGUGAAUGAGAACCGCUCAGAGCGGGACCCCACGGUGGAGUUCAGGAUAAUGAGACUGAAUCAGAUUUGGGAGAAAGCGCAGAGGCUCCAGCUUCCUGCAGUCCAACUAGCUGAACUGCAUAGCGACCUAAAAAUCCAGGAGAAAGAUGAACUGAAUUGGAAGAAACUCAAGGUAGAAGGACUGGAUGAUGAUGGUGAAAAAGAAGCGAAGCUCAGGCGGUCUCUGAAUGUGAUUUUAGCAAAGUAUGGACUUGAUGGCAAAAAGAAAUCUCAGACCGAAGACAGCAACUUUAUUAAAGAUGGCAAAGAAAACGAUAUUUUGAACGACCCACGUUUGGAAAAGUUAUGGAAUAAGGCGAAGACAUCAGCAAAGUUUUCUGAAGAAGAACUAGAAAGCUUGUGGCGUGAGUUAGCUCAUCAUAAGGAGAAAAUCGAUGAAUACAAUAUACUUCUAGACACUGUAAGCAGGACAGAAGAAAUUCACAAAAAUGUUAUCAGCCCUGAAGAGCAUGAGAUUAAGGAGGACAUUUUACAUGCCAAGCACACUGAUCUCAAAGAAAGGCUUAGAAGCAUCAACCAAGGAUAUGAACGCCUGCGAAAACUAAGUCAUGAGGGUUUCAUUACUGCAAGAGAAUUUAAUGAACCUAGAGUGAAUGAUCUAUGGGAUAUGGCAAAGGAUGCAAACUUCUCGGAUUCGGAACUAGAAUCGUUUAAGGAGGAACUGAAACAUUUCGAAACAAAAAUUGAGAAGCACCAGCAUUAUCAGAAACAGCUUGAAAUCUCCCACGAGAAGCUCAAACACGUUGCAGAAACGGGAGACAAAGAACACAUAAUGAGGAGCAAAGAGAAGCACAGCAUGCUCACCGACAAGAUUAAGGAGCUGGGAUAUAAGGUAAAAAAACAUCUUCAAGACUUAACAAGCAGAGCGUCUCGAGGUGGCCUUCGACAUAAUGAACUCUGAAGGAAAGUGCGUUCCAUCACUACUAAUGUAAAAUAAAACUCCGGGGGACAUUCUGCUUGCCAAAAUCCUAGUGCAAUGCGGCUGUAGGCAAAUCAUUUAUACUGAAUAGGCUGUGCCUCGUCCUAUAGAGACUCCUCUCUUCUCUCAUCAUCUUCACUGGAGGACCAAGUAGUGUGGAUAAUAUUGCCUGUGCCUAAAAAAUAUUCAUCAUUAACCCAAUCCGACUAACAUUUUUCCCACAGUUUUGCUUCACUCAAAAUGAUGGAACCCUGUCUCUGCCAUAUUACAAUUGUACACUGUCAAAUCUGUUAUUUAUGUUUUACUACAGAGUUAAAAUCGCCCUACAAAUAGUUGAAGCUCUGUAAUUAUGUUGGAGAACCUCCCACAUGCUUUUUAGCACCUCAAUUUUCAGCUUCGUGUAUUAUCGACAUUGAACAAAUUAUUGUAAUAAAUAUUUUAUAUGAAA